CUGCUUCCUCCCGGGGCUAUAAAAGGGGUGAGGCUGGCUGCCACCUGGGUCACUGUUCCCGGUCACAGCACUUGCCAGCCUCGUGGGCACCUCGGCUGCGCCCUCCCGUGUGGGAUCCCAGCUCGAGCGGCCUCUCAAGGAGCCAGAGGGAUGAAGGCGCCGGGGGCCUGGCUCCUGUGCCUGCUGCUGCUGGGCCUGGCCCACCAGCGCUCCAUGGAGCUCCGCACCCCUGACAUCAAUCCUGCCUGGUACACGGGCCGUGGAAUCCGGCCUGUGGGCCGCUUUGGCCGGAGGAGAGCAGCCCUGGGGGAUGGACCAAAGCCUGGCCUCCGGCGCCCGCCCGCCUGCUUCCCCCUGGCAGGAGGCGCUGAGCCCUCCCAGGGUGGCUGACAGCUCAGCUCCUCCAGGAACAACCCCAGGAGCCU
This is a messenger RNA of Balaenoptera acutorostrata (minke whale), 425 nucleotides long. RefSeq names its product prolactin releasing hormone (gene PRLH). The coding region runs from base 151 to 390 and encodes 79 amino acids. Gene Ontology annotation, biological process: response to peptide hormone; G protein-coupled receptor signaling pathway; feeding behavior. The record is from RefSeq and is a predicted model, not a curated record. Gene Ontology annotation, molecular function: neuropeptide hormone activity; prolactin-releasing peptide receptor binding. The transcript is spliced from 3 exons. NCBI's taxonomy places the organism in Eukaryota, Metazoa, Chordata, Mammalia, Artiodactyla, Balaenopteridae.